Messenger RNA from Syngnathus acus (greater pipefish), 3229 nucleotides. It is a transcript of the gene dcaf8, whose product is annotated as DDB1 and CUL4 associated factor 8. Gene Ontology annotation, cellular component: cytoplasm; Cul4-RING E3 ubiquitin ligase complex. The transcript has 13 exons. The record is from RefSeq and is a predicted model, not a curated record. Lineage: Eukaryota; Metazoa; Chordata; Actinopteri; Syngnathiformes; Syngnathidae. Gene Ontology annotation, molecular function: protein binding. Bases 276 to 2105 code for a protein of 609 amino acids.
CCCCCCCUCCCUCCGUACCCCCCAAAAUAGAAGCUGAACCGUCAAAACAUAAACAGAGCAGUCGACCUUGUUUGAACGCUUCUUGGUUCGUUUUCUUUUGCAAACUUGAUGCACAAUGCGGCGUCUUCUCUGUCUCAGCCUGGCCGGUAGAGGCGCGGUGUGACGAUUGCAAAGCUGCCAUAUAAAAAGAUUACAAGGACUGAGCUUUUAAGAAACAAGGAGAAAGAAGUGCGCUGAGUCGGGCCUGCGAGUCGAGAGUCGCUAUCAGGGACGUCAUGGCAGAAACCGAUGGCAAAUCCACUUCGGUCAACGGGAUCUCUGGGGAGGAAGAAGCCGGCGGGGAUGGCCACAAAGAUGGGGACGCCUGUGGGAGCAAAGAUGGAGUCAAACACCUUGACAAUGGAGAGGCGUCUGGUGACAGGAAUGAGCCAGAAAGUGAGCUGUACGAGGAGGAAGAUGAGGACGAUGACGAUGAGGAGGAAGACUCUGACAGCAUGGAUGGCAGCGGCCUCUUCUCCCUGACUGAGGACGGUGAAAGAGAAAGCGAGGAAGGCAGACGAGAGAGGGCGAAAGAUGGCGGGAGAAGGGCCGCUCGGAAGCGGAACAGACCUUGCGGCGGCAACAACAACAACCGUUCCUCCAGCUCAGAUGAUGACGACGACGAUGACGACGACGAUGGCGACGAGGAGCUGAAAGAUGACGAGGAAGACGACGAUGAGGCGAUGGAGGCGUGGCUGGGCGCCGAGUUGCGGGACCUGCGCGGGCCGGCGUGGCGCGCCAUCCCCUCGCUGCGCCGCCGGGAGAUCGGCCGGGACUCGCAGCAGUUCGUGAGGCAAGUGUGUGGCGCCCGCGGGCUGGUGCAGAGGUUGGAGCUACAGGGUCGGCUGGAGAGGCACUCCGGCUGUGUCAACACACUGCACUUCAAUCCAUCGGGCACGCGUCUGGCGUCCGGCAGCGACGACCUCCGCGUGGUUAUCUGGGACUGGGCUGUCCGGCGUGCCGAGCUGGAGUUUGACAGCGGCCAUAAGAGCAACGUCUUUCAGGCCAAGUUCCUACCUCACAGCGGUGACUCCACGUUAGCCAUGUGCGCUCGCGAUGGUCAGAUUCGCGUGGCUGAGCUCUCCGCCACCCAACGCUGCAAGACCACCAAGAGGGUCGCACAACACAAAGGGGCUGCACACAAGUUGGCUCUGGAGCCUGACUCGCCGUGCUCCUUUCUAUCAGCGGGAGAGGAUGCCAUGGUGUUUGGAAUCGACCUGCGACUGGACCGGCCUGCUAACAAACUAGUGAUGGUGAAGGAGGGUGACAAAAAAGUGGGCCUUUACACCAUCUUCGUCAACCCAGCCAAGACGCAGCACUUUGCGGUUGGCGGGAGGGAUCAGUACAUCAGGAUUUACGACCAGAGGAAGAUCAACGAGAAUGACAAUAACGGCGUGCUGAAGAAGUUCUGCCCCUCGCACCUGGUGUCCAGCGAGUCCAAAACCAACAUCACCUGCCUGGUGUACAGUCACGACGGCACAGAGCUACUAGCCAGUUACAACGACGAAGACAUCUACCUGUUUGACUCCAACCACAGCGACGGCGCCGACUACUGCAGGAGAUACAAGGGACACCGCAACAACGCCACAGUAAAGGGCGUCAACUUCUACGGGCCAUGUAGCGAGUUUGUGGUGAGCGGCAGCGACUGCGGACACAUCUACCUGUGGGACAAACACUCAGCCCGCAUCGUCCAGUUCAUGGAGGGCGACAAAGGCGGAGUGGUGAAUUGCUUAGAGCCACACCCCCACCUGCCAGGCAUGGCCACCAGUGGCCUAGACCACGACAUCAAGCUGUGGGCUCCCACUGCCGAGACCCCCACAGGACUCAAGGGCCUCAAAGAGCUGAUGAAGAAGAACAAACGGGAUCGCGACGAGGACAGCGUGCGGCAUGGCGACCAGUACGACACCCAGUUGCUGUGGUUCCUGAUGAGACACAUGAGGAACCGACGGCCCCCGAGGACCCGACGUGAAGGAGCCGAGGCAGACACCGAUGAGUCCUGGAGCUCGCCGGACACUUCUGACGAAGAGGAAGGAGGUCCAGAUCAUGUCCAGUGCAUGUCCUCUUGAGCCAUGUCAAUAUAUAUGUAUACAUACAGUCCAGUAAAAAGCAGGUAUGUCAGAAAAGAUAAGCAAGAAAAAUUCAUAAAAAGUUCGGGAAGAAAAACACCACCAAAUAUAUUGUCUCAAAUUUGGACCAUGACAGUGAAAAAAAACUUACUACUCAAAAUCCAGUUUUUAGGGUCACCAACUUUGUUGUAUAAAGUUUUGUGACCAAAAACAAAAUAUUUCACAUUUUGUGCGUGUCUCUUUGAAAACGACAAUCUCAAUGUCAUGUUAAAGUCUGCUUGCCUGCUUUUCACUGGACAAUCAUAAGUUAAUAAUUGACACACUGGCACAACACAAAUCAGACAGCAACAGUGCAGAACGCUGGCCCACCGUACGAAGACAUCAAGUUAUUCCCAAUGUCCCAUUUUUGACCGCUGCCUCCAAACGUACGCCAGCACGUAGCCGCCCCCCCUUUCCAUCGUAGCGCCGAGCUUCCUCUUAACCGAAUUAUUGACAGCCACCCCCGAACUGAGUGCACUUUGAAUCAGGGAUGUUUCAGUUUGACUCAUGCACUAAAGAGAGAUUAUUUUUUUUGUCGGGGGUGUUUUUUUUUUUUCCCCUGCAGCAUUCACAUCAUCUUUGACAGGAAGCAUUCUGCUCACCUUCACUGCAUGCGCCACGGAUGGAAACCUUUAUUUUACUCAGCCUGAUCAGAUUCAGCACAGUUCUUGUAAAAGGUUCACCACAAAAUUUGGUGGUUUCAUUGGACAUUGUGCUUGCCCGUUGUUUGUGCUGUGAGAGCAACUGAAGCCUGGCGUUUUUUCUCGUUUUUCGGAGAACUCUUAGAUGAAUUGUACAUAUAUAAAUAUGAAAACUGUAAAAAAAAAAAAAUCAACAUUUAGAAGAUGCUGUUUGAUGUCACACAUUUGAUUGGUUAAAGAUGCAGAGGUUUAUAUUCGAUACAGAUCCGAUGUGCACCUAUUUCUUCUGUUUGCCUAAGACUGUCCAUUGUACACAGUACUGUAUUUCAUUUUGAGAAUUUUGCCACCUAAAGGCUUAAGAUUUCUGAAAUGUCUCCUGGUUCUGUUGGAAAUCUGUUGAAGAAUUUGUGCAAUAAAACAAGGAUGAACAAAUGUCUCCUGAAA